Seriola aureovittata is the source of this 2254-nucleotide messenger RNA. RefSeq lists its product as uncharacterized. The record is from RefSeq and is a predicted model, not a curated record. Bases 203 to 1735 code for a protein of 510 amino acids. Lineage: Eukaryota; Metazoa; Chordata; Actinopteri; Carangiformes; Carangidae. The transcript is spliced from 16 exons. Gene Ontology annotation, molecular function: protein binding; metal ion binding; RNA binding.
GUCUCAACGGCGGUUAGCUUCGACAGCGGUGACUGGACAGGCGGAGCGGAGGGGGGAUCACCGAUAUUUCACAUGAACCGGUAGCUUCACCGGCGAAGUGUCACCGCUAAAUGAAGACCGAGAAAGUGUCGUGUCUUACGGGCGUAACAGUUUAAGUUUUUAUUGCGAGUGUUGUUCCGAUAAUGCUGGGCGGUAAAACCUGAUGAAGUUCACCAGAGAUAUCUGCCGGCUGCUGGGCUUAGGAGGCGAUGGGCCAGGUGAGGAUGAGAUGGAGGCUCAGGACGGUGCUCCUGACCAAACAGACAAAAGAAAAGGCCAAGACUCAUCACAGGUCAUGCUGAACAAUGAGGAAGGUCUGGAUGAUGAGGAGAAAGCACGGAGGAAAGCUGAGAGGAAGAGAGCAAAAAAGAAAAGGCAGAAAGAACGCAAGAAGCUGGAGAGAGAGGAGAGGAUGGAGGAUGUUUUAGAGCAGGAAGAAGAAGAAGAAGUGGCCGGAGCGGGGUCAGAGAGCAACAGUGAGGAGGAAUUCAGAGUGGAGGAGAAAUGGACCGAGGUUCGUCCCAGAAACAAAUGCAGCCCUGAAUCAGUCCCCGUCCUCGUGACCGGGGAGAACAAGAGCAAGUUACCUCACAGGACCUCAGAGGAGGAGCCGGAGUGGGACGUCAGCAGCGCGUUUGUGGCUAACGCUGCCAGCCACAUCAAACUCAAGGGCCCGAAGAGCCGAACGGCACAGAUCACCAGAGAGAACAAGGAGAACGAGGCCAGGAGCAACCAGGGAGAGAGCACAAAAGAAAUGAAGAGGAGGGGAGAGUCUCUGACAGAGCAGGGCAUCCAGAUGUUCCAGCAAGGCCAGUACAGCCAGGCAGUGCACAUGUUUACAGAAGCCAUCUACUGUGACCCCAGGGACCACAGGUUCUAUGGGAAUCGCUCUUACUGUUACUGGUGUCUGGAGCAGUACCACUCCGCCCUAUCAGACGCUCAGAGGUCCAUCGAGCUGGCUCCUGAUUGGCCGAAGGGAUACUUCCGUAAGGGGUGUGCCCUGAUGGGGUUAAAGAGGUACAGUGAGGCAGAGAAGGAAAUGGAGCAGGUAUUGAAGUUGGAUCAGGACAUCACAGAAGCGUCCAGUAAACUCGUGACCUGCCGGAUCCUGCAGCUCAUGGAGAUGGGUUUUGAGGAAGAGCAGAGUAAACUGCUGCUGGAGAAGUUCAACACUGUUCAGGCGGUCCUCACCUCCUCGGAGGCCAAAGCACUGAAGAACACAGACCUGGAGAACCAGAGCGGGAGCUGUCGCUCUCUGUGGGUUGGGAACAUCACAUUGGAGGUUACAGAGAAUGACCUCUGGGAGCUCUUCAAAAUGUUUGGUGAGAUAGAGAGCAUCAGAGUUCUUCACGAGCGCUUCUGUGCCUUCGUCAACUACAAGAAUGCCAACAUGGCCGCCAAAGCCCUGGAGAAGCUGCAGGGGGUGGAGCUGGGGAGCAGCAAGCUGGUGAUGAGGUACCCAGACCGUUGGAUCCAGCGAACCCUGCCCUCCGUACAAAAGACCGACACCGGCCUCAGCUCCAACGCUGCAGGAACACAGCAGAGCUCAGCUUCCACAGGGUCCAGACGGAGGGCGCCCGUAAAUGGAGACGAGUGCUUCUAUUGGCGGACCACAGGCUGUAUCUAUGGCGACAGGUGCCGCUUCAAGCACAUACCAGACCAGCAAGGUCGAAACAAGAAAACAUGGCAACCCUAACUACCCAGACACACUGAAGAAGGAUUUACAGUGAAAAAGGAGGAAGAGGAACAAUGAGGACAUGAACAGGAGGAUGUGCCUGAGAAUACUGACCGCUGAAUGAGAGAGAGAGAGAGAGAGACAGAGACAGAGAGAGAGAGAGAGACACAGAGAGAGAGAGAGAGAGAGAGAGAGAGAGACGUGUGAUGGCUGAAGUCAGAAGUUGUGACUCUGACAGGAGUCACUUUACAGGGUCCGGGACCCGACCUCAGAGAAGACGCAAUAAAUCCAUGUGACACUCAAACUUCUAGCGUAAGCAGAUCCUCAGAGGAGCAUCACCGAGGAGGCUCGUAGCUCCAUUUGGAAAACCCAGAAAAAGCCUGAUGGACUCCUGGUUCCUGCUCUGAGGAGUCAUCAGAAGGAUUAACUGGAGACCGGCUCUGUGACUAACUCUAUCUCUGAGCCUCUGUAUCCUAACACCUCCUUGAGUUGCUUUAAAAUGAAGUUAUUUUCCUCUUUUUACUUUCUUUUUUUUUUUUU